GGUACAGCUCAUCCAGGAGAACCAGGAGCUGAAGCUGGUGCUCAGGAACCGGACCAGCAGCCUGGGUUUCUGCGGAUCAGGGCUCCUGACUGAGGGUACCGCUAGUCCCCGGCUGUCCAGACGCAGGAUCAUCAAGUUCAAGGAUGUCGAACGAGUUCUCCCAGGUUCACAAGCGGAAGAGCUGCCACUGGUCUCCAGCCCAGUCAGCAUGGGCAGUCCCGAGGGGCGUUUCCAUUUUGCCAUCGACCGCGGAGGAACCUUCACUGAUGUCUUCGCCCGGUGUCCCGGAGGACACGUGAGGGUCCUAAAGCUGCUUUCUGAGGACCCAGCCAACUACUCAGAUGCUCCCACUGAGGGUAUUCGCCGCAUCCUGGAGCAGGAGGGGGGUGUGCUGCUGCCCCGGGACAGGCCUUUGGACACCAGUCGUAUUGCCAGCAUCCGCAUGGGUACCACCGUGGCCACCAACGCACUGCUGGAGAGGCGGGGGGAGCGGGUGGCCCUGCUGGUGACGAGUGGCUUCCGAGACCUGCUGCACAUCGGCACCCAGGCCCGCCAGGACCUCUUUGACCUGGCUGUGUCCAUGCCUGAGGUGUUGUAUGAGGAAGUGCUGGAGGUGGAGGAGCGAGUGGUGCUGUACCGAGGAGAGCCGGAUGCAGGGACACCAGUCAAGGGACGCACGGGGGACCUGUUGGAGGUGCAGCAGCCAGUGGACCUGAGGAGUCUUCGUGGAAAACUGGAGGGGCUUCUGUCCAGGGGCAUCCGCAGCUUGGCCAUAGUGCUCAUGCACUCCUAUACGUGGGCCCAGCAUGAGCAGCAGGUGGGUGCGCUGGCCCGGGAGCUGGGCUUCACGCACGUGUCACUGUCCUCGGAGGCUAUGCCCAUGGUGCGCAUCGUGCCACGGGGACACACAGCCUGUGCUGAUGCCUACCUCACACCCACCAUCCAGCGCUACCUGGAGGGCUUCCGCCGGGGAUUCCAGGGCCAGCUUAAGGACGUGCAGGUGUUGUUCAUGCGCUCUGAUGGUGGUCUGGCGCCCAUGGACUCCUUCAGCGGCUCCCGUGCAGUGCUCUCAGGCCCUGCUGGUGGUGUGGUGGGCUACUCGGCCACCACUUACCAGGCAGAGGGAGGACACCCUGUCAUUGGCUUUGAUAUGGGAGGCACAUCCACCGACGUGAGUCGCUAUGCUGGGGAGUUUGAGCAUGUUUUUGAGGCCAGUACAGCCGGUGUCACUCUCCAGGCCCCACAGCUGGACAUCAAUACAGUGGCAGCUGGAGGGGGUUCCCGCCUUUUCUUUAGGUCGGGUCUAUUUGUGGUGGGGCCUGAGUCUGCAGGAGCCCAUCCUGGGCCUGCCUGUUACCGCAAAGGGGGCCCGGUGACAGUGACCGAUGCAAAUUUAGUCCUGGGUCGCCUGCUGCCCUCCUCCUUCCCUUGCAUUUUUGGGCCGGGAGAGGACCAGCCACUGUCCCCAGAGGCCUCCAGGAAAGCCCUGGAAGCUGUGGCCACCGAGGUCAACAGCUUCCUGUCCAACGGGCCUUGCCCAGCCUCCUCACUGAGCCUGGAAGAGGUGGCCAUGGGGUUUGUGCGAGUGGCCAAUGAGGCCAUGUGCCGGCCCAUCAGAGCACUCACGCAGGCUCGAGGCCAUGACCCCUCUGCUCACGUGCUGGCUUGCUUUGGGGGAGCCGGUGGACAGCAUGCUUGUGCCAUUGCCCGGGCACUGGGCAUGGACACCGUGCGCAUCCACAGGCAUAGUGGGCUGCUGUCAGCACUGGGGCUGGCCCUGGCUGAUGUGGUGCAUGAGGCACAGGAGCCCUGCUCCCUGCCCUACAUCCCAGAGACCUUUGUGCAGCUGGACCAGCGGCUGAGCCGGCUGGAGGAGCAGUGUGUGGAUGCCCUGCAGGCCCAGGGAUUUCCCAGGUCCCAGAUCAGAACUGAGAGCUUCCUGCACCUACGUUACCAGGGCACUGACUGUGCCCUCAUGGUGUCUGCCCACCAGCACCCGGCCACUGCCCGCUCGCCCCGUGCUGGUGACUUCGGAGCUGCCUUUGUGGAGAGGUACAUGAGGGAGUUCGGCUUCAUCAUCUCUGAGCGGCAGGUGACAGUGGAUGAUGUGCGGGUGAGGGGAACUGGCCGCAGUGGCCUCCGCCUGGAGGAUGCCCCCAAGGCUCAGACUGGGCCACCCCGGGUAGAUAAGGUGACCCAGUGCUACUUCGAAGGGGGCUAUCAGGAGACCCCUGUCUACCUGUUAGGGGAGCUGGGCUAUGGACACAAGCUCCAGGGCCCCUGCCUCAUUAUUGACAACAACAGCACCAUCCUGGUGGAGCCAGGCUGCCAGGCAGAGGUAACUGAGACUGGGGACAUCCGCAUCUCAGUGGGAGCUGAGGCUGUUGGUACAGUGGGAGCCCAGCUUGACCCCAUUCAUCUGUCCAUCUUUUCACACCGUUUCAUGAGCAUUGCUGAGCAGAUGGGCCGCAUCCUGCAGCGCACAGCCAUCUCCACCAACAUCAAGGAGCGCCUGGACUUCUCCUGUGCUCUCUUCGGGCCAGAUGGGGGACUGGUUUCCAAUGCACCCCACAUCCCUGUGCACCUGGGUGCUAUGCAGGAGACAGUGCAGUUCCAGAUCCAGCACUUGGGGACUGACCUCCACCCUGGUGAUGUACUGCUGAGCAACCACCCAAGUGCAGGGGGCAGCCACUUGCCGGACCUGACUGUUAUCACACCGGUCUUCUGGCCUGGUCAGACCCGGCCUGUAUUCUACGUGGCCAGUCGUGGGCACCAUGCAGAUAUAGGUGGCAUCACACCAGGCUCUAUGCCCCCCCACUCCACCACACUACAGCAGGAGGGCGCUGUCUUUCUGUCCUUCAAACUCGUCCAGGGGGGUGUCUUUCAGGAGGAGGCAGUUACUGAGGCCCUUCGGGCACCAGGCAAGUUCCCUGGCUGCAGUGGGACCAGGAACCUGCACGACAACCUGUCAGAUCUCCGAGCCCAAGUGGCAGCCAACCAGAAGGGCAUCCAGCUGGUGGGGGAGCUCAUUGGGCAGUACGGCUUGGACGUGGUGCAGGCUUACAUGGGCCACAUUCAGGCAAAUGCAGAGCUGGCAGUACGGGAUAUGCUGCGUGCCUUUGGAACUUCCCGGCAGGCGCGGGGCCUGCCUCUGGAGGUGUCCGCCGAAGACCACCUGGAUGACGGCUCACCUAUCCGGCUCCGAGUGCAGAUCAACCUGAGCCAGGGCAGCGCGGUGUUUGACUUCAGCGGCACGGGGUCCGAAGUGUUUGGCAACCUCAAUGCCCCGCGGGCCAUCACGCUGUCCGCCCUCAUCUACUGCCUGCGCUGCUUGGUGGGCCGCGAUAUCCCGCUCAACCAGGGCUGCCUAGCGCCGGUGCGCGUGGUAAUUCCGAAGGGCUCCAUCCUGGACCCAUCCUCCGAGGCGGCUGUGGUCGGCGGCAAUGUGCUAACUUCGCAGCGCGUGGUGGAUGUCAUCCUGGCGGCCUUCGGGGCCUGCGCCGCCUCCCAGGGCUGCAUGAACAACGUGACCCUGGGUAACGCCCACAUGGGCUACUACGAGACUGUGGCGGGCGGCGCGGGCGCGGGCCCCGGUUGGCAUGGGCGCAGCGGCGUGCACAGCCACAUGACCAACACGCGCAUCACCGACCCGGAGAUCCUCGAGAGCCGGUACCCGGUCAUCUUGCGUCGCUUCCAGCUGAGGCCGGGCUCUGGGGGCCGCGGUCGUUUCCGGGGAGGGGAUGGUGUCGUCCGCGAGAUGCUUUUCCGAGAGGAGGCGCUGUUGUCCGUGCUGACGGAGCGCCGAGCCUUCAGACCCUACGGGCUCCACGGGGGCGAGCCAGGAGCGCGUGGUCUAAACCUUCUGAUCCGCAAGGACGGCCGAACGGUGAAUCUGGGCGGAAAGACUUCGGUGUCCGUGUACCCAGGGGAUGUAUUCUGCCUGCACACUCCAGGCGGCGGAGGCUAUGGGGACCCUGAGGACCCAGCGCCACCGCCGGGAUCACCCCCACAACCCUCGGCCUUCUCAGAGAGGGGAAGUGUCUAUGAGUACCGCAGGGCCCAAGAAGCUGUGUGAGGGUCCAAGCAAUAAAGAUCCUCCAGGCCGCUCUUUUCCCAGCAGCGACCUGGCUUGGCUUA
This is a messenger RNA of Erinaceus europaeus (western European hedgehog), 4137 nucleotides long. RefSeq names its product 5-oxoprolinase, ATP-hydrolysing (gene OPLAH). Gene Ontology annotation, biological process: glutathione metabolic process. The coding region runs from base 209 to 4075 and encodes 1288 amino acids. The record is from RefSeq and is a predicted model, not a curated record. Gene Ontology annotation, cellular component: cytosol. Gene Ontology annotation, molecular function: 5-oxoprolinase (ATP-hydrolyzing) activity. Lineage: Eukaryota; Metazoa; Chordata; Mammalia; Eulipotyphla; Erinaceidae. The transcript has 27 exons.